AUGCUCUUGUUCCUCUUCUUGUUUGGUCUGGCUCUGGGUGCUGAGCCUCCUUCAGACGACCAGCAAGUGACGCUUCAGCGUGGCAACUGUCCCAUGUUCUGGUACAGCUUCAACGGCCGCUGCUACAAGUACGUCGCCACAGACAUGAGCUGGGCUGAUGCAGAGCUCCACUGUUUGUCACAGAGAGCCAACCUGGUGUCUAUCCACAGUCAGGGGGAACAGAAUUUUGUCAAAUCCCUGACUGAGAACUUUGACCCUGCUAAGGGAUAUACCUGGAUCGGACUCACUGACAUCCACAAAGAAGGCAGGUGGAUGUGGUCUGAAGGGUGUGUUGUCAAAUAUGUCUUUUGGAAUACAGGACAGCCAGACAAUGGUGGAGGUGAGGAACACUGUGGACACAUAAACCAUGGCGCAGAUUUGAAAUGGAAUGACAUUCCAUGUUCUCGUACAUUACCGUUUGUUUGUGCAUCUCGCAUAAUGUGUCCUUAA
Molecule: messenger RNA, 489 nt
Organism: Centropristis striata (black sea bass)
Lineage: Eukaryota; Metazoa; Chordata; Actinopteri; Perciformes; Serranidae
Product: lactose-binding lectin l-2-like
Exons: 1
Coding region: 1-489 (162 amino acids)
Molecular function (GO): signaling receptor activity
Source: RefSeq, a predicted model, not a curated record